Molecule: messenger RNA, 581 nt
Organism: Cololabis saira (Pacific saury)
Lineage: Eukaryota; Metazoa; Chordata; Actinopteri; Beloniformes; Belonidae
Gene: polr2k
Product: RNA polymerase II, I and III subunit K
Exons: 4
Coding region: 92-268 (58 amino acids)
Biological process (GO): DNA-templated transcription
Cellular component (GO): RNA polymerase II, core complex; RNA polymerase III complex; RNA polymerase I complex
Molecular function (GO): DNA binding; zinc ion binding; DNA-directed RNA polymerase activity
Source: RefSeq, a predicted model, not a curated record
CGCAUGCGCAAUCAGAACACCGAAACACAUGAAAGUAGCGCAGCAUUGCUCUGCUAACGUGUAAAAAGGUUUUUGUGUUUUGCAGGUUAAAAUGGAUCCACAGAAAGAUCUACAGCCCCCCAAGCAGCAGCCUAUGAUCUACAUCUGUGGAGAAUGUCACACGGAAAAUGAAAUUAAAGCUCGUGAUCCCAUCAGAUGCAGAGAGUGUGGUUACAGGAUCAUGUACAAGAAGAGAACGAAGAGAUUGGUUGUUUUUGAUGCCCGAUGAAGAAGAGGACGACAUGUGCAGAUUGGACUUCUGUUUUUGUUUACUAUUUUUGUAGUGUGUGUGUGUGUGUGUGUGUGUGUGUGUGUGUGUGUGUGUGUGUGUGUGUGUGUGUGUGUGUGUGUGUGUGUGUGUGUGUGUGUGUGUGUGUGUGUGUGUGUGUGAGUGAGUGAGAGGGAGAUCAUUUAAAUAAACAGACAUUGAGCAUGGCUUCAGGUGUCUAUGCUUCCAUCUUUACACAAAUGAUCCUUUUGUGUCAUUUUCCCUCCAUGAUGUAUGAAAGUUGGGAUUAAUUAAAAACAUAAUUAGAAUUGGA